Molecule: messenger RNA, 4972 nt
Organism: Salmo salar (Atlantic salmon)
Lineage: Eukaryota; Metazoa; Chordata; Actinopteri; Salmoniformes; Salmonidae
Source: RefSeq, a predicted model, not a curated record
ACCAGGCGGUGAUACAGCCCGACAGGAUGCUCUCAAUUGUGCAUCUGUAAAAGUUUGUGAGUGCUUUUGGUGACAAGCCAAAUUUCUUCAGCCUCCUGAGGUUGAAGAGGCGCUGCUGCACCUUCUUCACCACGCUGUCUGUGUGGUGGUUAUUUUCCUGGUUACCUGGAUGGCUUCCUGGACUGGAGGGACCGAGCGGGACUCCGGUCAGUUGACACCUAAAUGAAGUUCAAUAUGUCCACUCUUUUACUUAUUAACCUAUAUUUACUUUGAAAGGCUUUUUCUGAAUGUCCUUGUUAAUGAUUCCUCUAGGUCCAUGUGCUGUUCCUGUAUGUAUAAAUCACUGACUUUAAAUGAUUAUUCAAUAUUCAUAUUUCCAGGGAAUACCUGGGUUAACAAGUGUAAAAGGAGAGAAGGUCAGUUUAAUAGUAAAUACUCUGUUCCAUUAGUCUGUCUAACGGUGUGUGUGUGUGUGUGUGUGUGUGUGUGUGUGUGUGUGUGUGUGUGUGUGUGUGUGUGUGUCUGCCUGGAUGUUUUGGUGCUGUCCAGGGUGCUGACUGUUCACAUUACUGCACUAACAAUAUAGUAACAAUGUGAUAGCGGCUAUUGAGUGAUGUCCCUGUUCAGUUCCUGACUUUUAGAGGAGUGUGUUGCACUAUUUACAGUAUAACAGCUUUAUUUAUUUUUUCAGGGUCAGGAAGGUCCAAGCCCUGUAAUUCCAGGCCCAACCUACCUGUGUCAUACCCAUCUUUUCCACUGUCACAUGCAGUAUAACUUUCUUGCAUAUUAUCCUGCCUCAGUAUAGUUUGUUCUGGAUGCAUGUAGUGUAUAUAAUGUACAAUAUAUUGUGACAGCAUUUAAAUGUUUUGUUCUCAGGGUGACCAAGGCCCUCCCGGGAUACCUGGACAGAAGGGCAUAAAGCUGUAUGCAGAGGGUCCCAAGGAGCUGAAGGGGGAGCCAGGUGAUACAGGAGAGAGGGGUGUACUGGCCAGCAUGGGAAACCUGGGAAAGAUGGGAUGCCUGGGACCUACACAUAUCCAGACAACUAUGAUAACUUGCCGAGAUGGUGCUCCUGGGUCCAAAGAAUUUCGAGGAGUCAAAGGUCUUGGAGGUCCAGCAGGUCUACAGGGUUCCUAUGGUUUACCAGGUAUACCAGGCUCUACAUGGCCCAAGGGGGAGAAAGGUCCCAUGUCCCCAGGAGACUGUGGACUCACCUGGGGAUCCAGGAGUUCCUGGGACUGAAGGGGUCCCUGGAUACCUAGGACUGAAAGGCCAACCUGGGCUAAAGGGCAACCCUGGACCUCCGGGGCUCAGAGGUGAUCGGGGGGAUGCUGGCUCUCAGGGUGUGCGUGGAUGGACAGGCCAGAUGUGGACUCAGGGUGUGGCGCCCCAAGGGGGGUAACCUGGGGUUGCAAGGCCUGCGAGGGAGCCCUGGGGAUCAAGGUAUCCAAGGUGAGCAGGGGACUCCGGGAUCCAGAGGCUCCCAAGGCCCUCCAGGUCCCUACCUGGCCGGGCCAAUAGAGGACGGCUUCCUAUUCACCCGUCACAGCCAGAGGCAGAACGUGCCACAGUGCCCAGGGGGCAGCAACCUCAUCAACUCCGGAUACUCCCUCCUGUUCAUCAACGGCAACAACAGAGGCCAUGGCCAGAAUCUGGGUACACUGGGGAGCUGUCAGCCUCGCUUCUCUACCAUGCCCUUCUUAUUCUGCAACACGGACAGCACGAGCCGCUAAGCCUCCUGCAAAGACUACUCCUACCGGCUGUCCACGGAUGAGGCCAUGCAUCGCUUGCAAACAGGGGCUGGAGCGGAGGGCUCUGGCCAGCCGCUGGCCUCUUCGUGGUCCUGCCUAGAAGAGUUCCGGAAGAUUCCCUUCAUUGAGUGCCAUGGGCGAGGGACUUGCAACUACUACACUGACUCCUACAGCUACUGGCUGGCCUUGUUGGACCCCAAAAACAUGUUCAGUCCUCUCCUCACCUCAUGCUGACGUUUUCAGUAAGCGAUAGACAGAAGGAGAGUGCACAAGGAAACAAGGAAAGACUAUUGAGACGCAACCCGGUAGUGGCCUCUGCUUAAUCUGACGUUUUGUUCUCAGUUUUCCUGUUUGUUUGUUUGUAUUUUGUUUUUAUUAUUAAAUGACUGGACUGUUUUAUGGCGGAUGGUCAGUGUGAUCCAGGACUAGAUUCAAUCAGUUCAGCAUUAAGUCGUGAUAACCGACAGCUGCAGAGCAUAAUCAUGCGUUGGAGCCGAUGGCGCAUUCGAAUAAAUAUUUUUUUCAUAUAUGUCAAACAGUUAAUAUGUUGACACAUUUGCUAGAAAAUCUGAGAUCUUAGGUUUGAGCCUUGGUUUGGGACGAAUCAGGAAGAAGUGGUUCUCGCUAAGCAAGCAUUGUGACGUCCGUAACAGUGGUGCCAUGACCCUGAUGAGCAGUUGGGCUCAGGUCAACAUCUGGGAUCACUUGCUUUGAAGCGAGUUUAGAAGGGGUGAGUGUAACAGAGUUAAUAACAUACCAUAAGCUCACUCCACAGCUAGCGUGAAAUGUAUCCGAAGGAGCAAUUGAAUUAGAUAUUUUUCAGUAGCUAAAAAAAAAAAACGGUUGGUAUGUCAAGGAAGACGGUCACGUGUGUUAGCAAGGCAGAGGUCCUAGGUUCAGUGUGAGCCCGAAUCAGGAGGAAGUGGUUCUCGCUAGCAGGCAGGCUGACCUCUGUGACAUGGGCUAUAUAUAAAUAAUGACACUCAAUAAUCAUUAAACAAAAUAAUAAGGAUUUAUAUCAGCCUAAUCGAGGUCUAGAUUCUCACAUUCCCAUGUUUGAACUUGUAACACUGCAUGGGAUUUCUACUAAUGCGACUUGGUGUAUAAAGCCAGGAGUAGCUUGUGGAUUUUACAUAUCCAAUGCAGUUACACCUCCGACACCGCCCUAAAUAAAAUAAAUGAUAUCCUAUGCAGUUGUUGGUUAUCGCGGGUUAACGCUGAACUGAUUGAAUCUAGGACUCAGUCUUUUUGAUACAUUUGAAUGGGAACUUAACUGCCUGACAAAGUGUCUGACUGCCUGAUGACUCUUGUUGGAUGCUAUGUAAUAAGGAGAGGGAGGAAUGCUCUUCACACUGAAAAAAAAAACUGUCUGACUCAAAAGUCUAAAAUAAUACUAAAUGUAUUGUGCAAAAGUAAAAAAUGCACACACAAAAAACUGGUGAUCUAAAAUAAUGCAAAAUUCAUGGUGCAAAAGUGAAACAUGCUUUUAAAAAGAGUGAUCAUGUUUUGCACCUUUCACUCUCACAUUUUGUCAAAUAAAAAUAGGAAUUUCCCACUGAAUCCAGAGAUGUUUUGCAGUCUGCAUGGCCUCUCCUUCUCCUUACUGCUACUGCUGCUCUAUUACCUACAGCAUGCUGACUGAACUAAUUUUGCCUGGGCAGAAUCACAUUUUUCUCAUUACUGGAUACACAUUUGAAUAAAAAGUUAAGAUUGAAUUCCACCACUUUUAAACCUCAUAUUCAUUAUCUCCAGCACCAUACCAGUCUACAUACUGUAUGUGCAAAUGGUCUGUAGUUAAAAAGAUAAGAAGAAACAGUCCUAAGAAUGCGCCACAUGAUGUCAUCAACAUUAAAACUGAAAAUGGUGCUGGAGAUAAAGAAUACAAGUUUAAAAAGUUGUGGAAUUCCACUUUAACUGCCUGUCUAGUUACCUGAUGGCCUGUCUGUUUGUUGUAUGUUAUGUUGUCUAUUGUGUGCUAAGAGUAUGAUAGCAAUCUGGUAGAAGAUUGGUACCUUAUUGGGAGUACAUCAGUUACAGAUCAGCUGUUAACGCCAGACAGCUGAAAUAGGAUGAGUUUUGUUAUCAGCAAUUGAGUUUGGAGGGAAAAGCGUGAACAUUUCACUUAAAGCCAGCGAGUGUAAUGCAUUAUGAUGCAUUAAUAAUGCACUGCCUUUAAAAUGUGAUACCCUUACAAUAUCUUUGUAGCAUCUCAGAGUGAUCCUGAGUUAUUAACAAUAUUUUUGAGUCACAUAGAAAGAUUUACCAGAUGUAUGUGUAUAAAAGAUUGCGAGCCAAUACAUGCUUAUAACAAGUCAUUAUGCAUUACACCGACAUAAGUAAAGUGUUACCAAAAAAUAAUUUAGCAAAGAAACAUGUCGCUCAUAUCACUAAAUUUAUUUUCAUUAAAAUGUCUUAGUAACUUUAUCUUAGAUUUGUAAACACUGUAGUUGGUUGAAUACUGCUGUAUACCCACAAUGGACAUAUAGCAAUGAUGUUGUAAUAAUCACUUUGUCAGGGAGAUAUUGAAUAAUAUGAUUAAGCAUGCUCUCAACUUGGCCCUUUAAAUAGAGCUUUAGUGUAGUAUUUAUAUGGAGAGAUAAAGUUAUCAUAAUUUCACUGUCCAUUGGCGUGUUGAAUUAACUCCCAUUUUGAAUCUGUGUAUUCUUUCCAAUGGAACCAUAGCCACUGUGUUGAUCACAUUUAAUACCAAAGUGAGUAGGCUAUGCAUUUCCCAUUUAUCUGUACAAUAAUAUCACCUUGAUUUCCUUAUUGCUUUCCAAUGUUGUGCCUUGCCUGCACCCUUUUUAACUGACAUCCUUGCUUUUCAAACCAAAUAUUGUACUAUACUUCUGAGAAAUACCCAGAAAAUUGUUGUCUGUAUGGAUACUGUUGCACUUAACUCUUGUAUAACCGAUGCACUUCAACAUUGUGUUUCGAUGCUCAUUUCUGUGUGAAUUCCUUCACUCCCUAAUGGUAAUGUCAUUCAUGUGCAAAUUGUAUUCUAUAGCUUGAGUUCGUUUAGAGAUGUAUUUAAAAGAAGAGACUGUUGUCAGCCUCGAGUUUAAUGGUUUUCUGUUCCAGGAAGUGCUAAAUUAACUUAAAACCUGUUAGGACUAGGGGGCAGUAUUGACACGGCUGGAUAAAAAACAUACCCGAUUUAAUCUGGUUACCACUCCUACCCAGUAACUAGAAUAUGCAUAUACUUAUUACAUAUGGAUAGA